Ciona intestinalis (vase tunicate) is the source of this 2516-nucleotide messenger RNA. The record is from RefSeq and is a predicted model, not a curated record. Lineage: Eukaryota; Metazoa; Chordata; Ascidiacea; Phlebobranchia; Cionidae.
UUUUAGCCGCAAUAUAAUCCAUUACCGCAAUAUGUAUGGACUUGUGUUAAAAAGCGUGGUUGAGUGCGUCGAAUUGGAAUGGGGCGUCGCUAUUUGGAAUCAAAUGGCAAAGAAGAUAGGAAUUGGAGGUGUCGGUUUCUCUAUUCAUAAAGUUUACGAUGAAAACUUGAUGGCAAUUAUUGCAGAGUCUGUCGCGUGUGAAGUGGAUUGUCCUGAGAGUGAAAUAAUGUUUAAGUUUGGGGCUCAUUUCAUGACAUUCGUGACACGUUACGGAUACGACCAGAUCACUUCUGUGUUGGGGAGAAAAUUGUGCGAUUUCAUUAACGGUUUGGAUAACUUGCACGAUUACAUAAGCAACUUAUACAAAGACAUUAAGCCACCAAGUUUCUAUGUCGAAAAAGAGGAUGAUGAAGGGUUGGUUUUCCAUUACAAUACUUCACGAAAAUAUGUUGGUUAUGUUCACUAUGUGCGCGGACUCAUUCACUCAGCAGCUGUUAUGUAUUAUGAACUACAAGAUGUUAAAGUUGAAACUUUGAAACAAGAAGUUCUUGGUGAAGUAAUGCAUAGUGUAUUGAGGGUGACUUAUCAAAACUGUACCGUUCGAAAGCAAGAUCCUUGGUUGCCAGCUUUAUCAAAACUACGUUCUAUUACACCAGUGAGCGUGAACAGCGAUAUUGUUUUUGAUACUUUUCCUUUUUCCAUCAUUUUUGACGAAACAAUGCAGGUAGUAACGUGUGGUGUGGGAGUUGUAAAAACCUUUCCGACUCUCAUUGGAAAGAAGAUAACCGACUUUUUUGUUCUUACCAAACCAAUAGGAGUUGACCUUACUUGGAAUUUCAUGAAAAACAGACCUGUUAAUGUAUUGGUUGAAUUGACGUCGACUGUAGCUUUGUGGGCAGAAUACGAAGAAUAUCUGCGAUCGCAAGAGAUAUUGGAUACGGAGCAUCCCCCACUACCACCCAAACAAAGAGAUGACUCGGUUUCAUUGAAGCUCAGAGGGACUACGGAUUAUCUUGGAAGUUGGAACGCGGUCAUCUUCAUGUGCACGCCAAUCUUUGACAAUAUGGACGUUAUGAUGGACGUUGGUUUAUACAUCAGCGAUCUCAGUUUUCAAGAUUCCCUUCAGAUGUUGUUGAUGACGGGUCCACAGCAAUCUGCUGAGCUUAAACUAGCUUUGGACAUGGAACAAGCAAAGACGUCGAAACUCGCUGACACUUUGGCAGAACUUGAAAAAGAGAAUCAAAAAGCUGAAACCAUUGUAUUUUCUAUGAUUCCAAAAGAAAUUGCUGUCAGGCUGAAGAAGGGAGAAAGUGCCGUCAGCAUUGCAGAGGUGUUUGAAAAUGUUACAGUCCUUUUCAGUGAUGUGGUUGGUUUUACAAACAUUUGCACACGAAUAACACCAAUGGAGGUUAUCGCUAUACUUAACAAGAUAUACACUGUGUUCGACACCCUGUCUGAAAGGUAUGGUGUCUUUAAAGUGGAGACAAUUGGGGACGUGUACAUGGCUGUUUCUGGUGCACCAGUGCGUACACCUCUACAUGCUCAACGUAUAUGUGAUAUGGCACUUGAAAUGCAAACAGGAAUCAGCCAUGUCAAGAAUCCGGUUGGUGGGGGAUGCAUUCCAAUCAGAAUCGGCAUCCACUCUGGGGGUGUGGUUGCUGGGGUUGUGGGAAGAAAAAUGAUCCGAUAUUGUUUGUUUGGAGACACUGUCAAUACAGCAUCUCGACUUGAAAGCACUGGGAAAGGGAGAGAAAUUCAUGUCAGCAAGUCGGUAUAUGAUCUUGUUUACCGAACCGAUGAUUAUAUAUUUGACUCACGGGGAGUGGUUUACAUUAAGGGAAAGGGUCAAAUGAGAACGUUCUGGUUAAAGGCAAAGAAAGGGAAGGUCAUUUCUAUUCCCGGUUCGAGUUUAUUAGAUCAACGAUCCAUCAACUCCAAGGCUCAUAGUAAAACUAUUGAAGGAACGGGUUUGAUUGAGAAGGCAAAUUAUCAACCUGAUAUAAAAAAACUUGAUGAUUCUCUUAGCUUCAGCAAAGCUGUUGAGAAAAUCGUGUAUCGACAAACAAACGACAUGAAAAAUUAUCAGGAGGAAAAUUAUCCAAAAGCAGAAAAAGCCAUGAGACAACUGAAAGUUGAAGAAUGCAAAAAGGCACCUACAAUUACCAACGCACACAAGAAUUCAACUUCCAGUUCACCAGAAGUGGUAGAAGAUGCCGCUAAGGAAAAAGAUCGAGCAGAAAAAGUGCCGCAGCUAACACCUAGUUGUCGGAACCCAACAGAAACAGCAAGUCACGCCACUCCACCAGUUGAGACGGGCAACCCCUGGCAAUCUGAAGCGUCUUCAGUGCACGAUCUACUCUUGCCAUUAUAAUGUUUUUGCUAAGUCAACUUAGUUUAAGAAAUGUAAUAUACACUGAGCCGUAAAAUAAGUUCCUGUAAAUACUCAAAUGUAAUUCAUGUUAUGUAUAUGUUGGGUGCAUUUACGCCAUAACAAAAUACAUUGUCAAUAGAACCAA